This is a messenger RNA of Hemicordylus capensis (graceful crag lizard), 2342 nucleotides long. RefSeq names its product leucine rich repeat containing 49 (gene LRRC49). Bases 143 to 2200 code for a protein of 685 amino acids. Gene Ontology annotation, molecular function: protein binding. Lineage: Eukaryota; Metazoa; Chordata; Lepidosauria; Squamata; Cordylidae. The record is from RefSeq and is a predicted model, not a curated record. The transcript has 16 exons.
GUCCUCUUGGGUGCACAUAGAGAGGCAAGCUGAGUGGUGCCCGGAAGUGAGGGUUGCCAGGACGACCGCCCAGCGGCGGCUUCCGGCUUAGCGGCGGCUUUUCUCGCCAUCAUCAUCCGCGCCGGCGGAGGAGCCCGUUGCCAUGGUGCCCAGCAAAUGCCGGCCCGCCGCGGGGAGCAGGCCCAGCCACGGCGUCUCGAGUAGCAAUUUUGGUCUUCACCUGGUUCUCCAGUCUACAUCAGUGGCAGAAAGAAGCAAACCUCUUGAAUUCAGGUUACAUAAAGAGCAGCCGUACCUUCACAACAGACUCUUGCAACAAGAUCUUGAAAAGAACUAUUCAGGAAAACUAGAUACUAUUAAUUAUGGGAACACUUCCUUUCCUGUGGUGCUCCGUACUGCCGAAGAGAAAAUACAGCACUCUGAUAGGUUGGCACUUGACAGACAAAAGCUGACCGUUUGCCCAAUUAUUGAUGGAGUAGAACACCUUCGUCUGUUGAGCUUUCAACAUAACUGCAUCACACGGAUCCAGAAUAUCGCUAAUUUGCAGCAUCUUGUCUUCUUAGAUUUGUAUGAUAAUCAGAUAGAGGAGAUAAGUGGACUUUCUACACUGAGGUCUCUCCGUGUGCUUUUGUUGGGAAAUAACAGAAUACAGAGAAUAUCAAACUUGGAGAAUCUUCUAAAUCUUGAAGUUUUGGAUCUUCAUGGAAAUCAGAUUGCUAGCAUAGAAAAUCUCAGUCAUUUAAGUGAACUUAGAUUGUUAAAUCUUGCCCGAAAUUGCUUGACAUUAGUUGAAAACCUCAGUGGACUGGAUUCGUUGGCAGAACUUAAUCUUCGAUACAAUCAGAUCACAUCAGUGAAAGAUGUGGAUACCUUGCCCUGCCUCCAGCGUCUCUUCCUCAGCUUUAACAAUAUAUCUUGUUUCGACGACAUUCAGUGCCUUGCUGAUUCCUCGUCCCUUUCAGACAUCACCCUAGAUGGCAACCCAAUAGCUCUGGAGACAUGGUACAAGCAUACUGUUCUCCACCAUAUGAUGCAGCUCCGACAGCUAGAUAUGAAGAAAAUCACAGAGGAAGAGAGGCGCAUGGCAUCUGUCGCAUUAAGGAAAGAGGAAGAGAAGAAGCGUGAAAGCCACAAGCAAACUUUACUGAAGGAGAAGAAACGAUUGACAAUUAGCAAUAUUGCACGCAAGUGGGAGAGCCAGCAGAAUCGCAUUUCUCUUCUGUCUUCCAGUGGGGAUAACAACAAAGAGGAUGAAUCCUGCCAGGACAAUCGAAGUGCUGCAUAUGUAUUUCCGGAAGACACAAGGACUCUUGAUGUAUUACUGAGCAAGGCUACACAAGUGCUUUCUGUCGUAGACUCUCACUUGGUUGAAAUAGAAGGGGACACUCUCUUUUUGUACGGUUCCGGAGCUCUGGAGUCCCUGGAUCGAAACUGGAGUGUUCAGACAGCGGGAAGCAUCGUCACCAUCUCCUUUAUUUUCAUCGAGUUUGAUGAAAUUGUUCCCGUGUUGCCCAAACUGAAGAUCAAAUUUCCCAAUUUUCUGCACUUGAAGUUUAAGGAGACCAACCUGGUCAUGCUGCAGCAGUUCAACGCCUUGGCACAGGUCCGCCGCCUGGAGCAGCUGACCGUGGACGCUCAGGGAAACCCAGUCGUCGCCUUCACCCUGUGGAAGUACUACGUUCUAUUUCGACUGAGCCAUUUCAGCUUGCAAAAAAUAAAUGGGAUAGAGAUUACGCAGAAUGAUAUGGUGAUGGCAGAAAAACUGUUUGGUGUCUUGGCAUAUGUCGCAACUUCAGACGUGCCCUACUGCCGCCUGCUUUCAUUGCUUGGAGACCCUAGGAAGAGACAGUUGUGUUAUCUUUUGGACGCGAAGGGGAAAAAGCUGGGAACUGCAAGCGAAGAUGGCAACGACCGCCGAAAGCUUGGAGGAGAAAACGCCAGCCGAUCCAUGUUAAAUUAUACGACAAGGGACUCCCAGAUGGAGAAGCUGGAGGAAGCGAAGGACAGGAAGAAAUUCUGCCAUACCUAUAUCCAUGACUUAGUGAAGGAGGCGGCUGACAUCAACAUGAAGAACGAAUCUCUGCAGAAGCUCUGGCCUCAGCUGUUCAUUGAACUCGUCAGGGACGCAGUGAUUGAGAUACGCAACAAGGAUGCCUACAUGAAGCUCUGCCUGCAGCGGAUUGCCAACCAGAAGUCCUAAAGGCCUCGCUUCCUCUGCCUUUCAGUCUUGUCCAGCAUGUCAUCACAAAGGCCUGGAAUGGAGUCGAUCAUUUUGUUUUUUAUAUAUGAAGUUUGCUUUGAAGAAACCUUAUGUUCACAGUAAAAAAUGUUUCUCUCACACA